This is a messenger RNA of Cydia pomonella (codling moth), 3417 nucleotides long. RefSeq lists its product as uncharacterized. The record is from RefSeq and is a predicted model, not a curated record. NCBI's taxonomy places the organism in Eukaryota, Metazoa, Arthropoda, Insecta, Lepidoptera, Tortricidae. The transcript is spliced from 2 exons. The coding region runs from base 800 to 1654 and encodes 284 amino acids.
CUUAUUAUUUCGUACUCACUGAGGCCAAGUUGUGUAAUCAGUGCAUUACUUAAUUAAAUAAAUGACAAUAUUUAUCACUUAUGCAAACUGUCAUCAAUAGAUAAGAAAUUAAAUAAAACCUUAUCUAAAGAUACUUGAAUUUGGGACGUAAAUUAAACAAUCAUGGGUAUAUUUACUCCGCCGUGCAUAUUGAAAAGCAGUAUCGUAUAUACGUAAAGUGUUUUAUCCUGGACUUUCCAUUGGAAAAUAAUAUUGAAACGAAUGUAUGUGCUUGCUAUUGUAUCGGAAUAACGUUACACCGACUGUCGAUCUCAUAAAAUGUUGAUAAGGAAUUAAUUUCAAAACAAAGGUAUCCCCUGUAACGGGCUUAUCGGCGUGUGUGUGUGCAUACAGAAGCUACUACAAGCAUGGACACCCCUGGAGAGAUAUUUCAAUCGAUAAUCAGAGCGGGCAAGUCAACUGCUUAAACAAAACCAGCAUAAGCAAGGUGUCCUGAUCACGCAUAGUUGCGACGUAUGUCGAGACCACAUUUAUACCGGUUAGUACUAGGCUCUGGGCUAUCCUCUAGGCUCUGUAUGCCAGGUUAAUACGUGGCCAGGGCAGCACGCACAUGCGCAGAGGGUAGUAACCACACCGAUCAAAACAAGACACGACGCGUUUUCCUAAAUCAGUCAGAAAACAACAAAUAUCAGUGAAUACUGGAAAAACUGUGCUCGAUUUGAUAAAUAACAUACUUUCCACGAACAGACGCGUACGGAUGCGAUCUGUCUAAACAAAAAGGCGCUUCUGCUAUGUAAACAUGAACGAACAUAAAAUAUUGGUUUUUAUCGCGUUUUUGAUACUCUAUUGUUUGUACUGCCUCAACAGUUGGUUCAAGUCUGAGAAUGUUAUAGACGAAAAUGCUCCAGAGCCACUACCUGAUUUACUGCAAGAAAUCCCUGAAAUAUUGGUACCUGAUAGAUCAGUUAUCAAGAAAGAGGUUGAAAUAAAAACAAAAACAAAGAGAAUUCCACUGUUUUUCUACAAUGCCUGUAGCGUUUUAGAAGUAUUUACCGAAAAGCCAGCUCUGAUCAAGAAAAACAAAACAAGAUCGAAAGAAUUAGACAACAGCAGUAACGCUAUAGCUGUUAUUGGUAUAACAGUAUUCUUAGUGGCUCUGGGUGUCAAUGCAGUUCUAGACGCACUGAAAGCUAAGGAAGAAGAACGUGAGCGGAGGAAAUUGAAUCCUGAUGGGGAAAGAAGGCAAUCAUUGUCUGAGUUUGCAAACAAAAAGCAGUUGCGACGAGAAUCGAGCAGAUUCGGAAUUCAAUUGUUUCAAAUUGCAGAAUCUGUGGUUAGUGGGGAAGAAAAGAGUAGACGCCAGAGUCGUCCGUAUACCCGUGGAGACUCCACCAAUUCCUAUUUGUCUGAUAGAAAGGCUCAAGCAGACGGUUCCACGCCUACAGAGACAGCGGAACCCAGGCUUGUGAAGAGGCAAUCGGUUGCUAAGCUCUUUGGAGGUCGCCCAGUACCGAUGGUGCGGCGGUCUUCUUUCCCCGCCCUGCCGCUAAACCCCGACGUGCAAGCGCUGAUGCUGGGCCACCGGCAGCCAUCUUGCGACAGUGACGACGAAGACGGGAAGGGACGUCGCGUGAGGAUCAUAAGGAGAUAUUAAUCUCUUUAGAACAACGAGUGUUUUGAAAUGAAAAGAGCUUUGACUCCACGUUCAAUGUUACGAGUAAUAUAAGUAUGGGCCACCAGGCCAACACACGUACCCACGAUGAUACGACAUCGUAUCGGUGCGCGCCGUAACGUUGCAGGACGCCGCAACGUGAGACGACGUCGUAUCGUGGGUAUGUGUGCUGGCCCUAUGUCGGACGCGGCACCCUUGUAUUGUAACAUUUACAGGUGUAAGAAAAAUAGUGGGCAUCCGUUUUUUUUCUAUGGGGAAGAUCGUCCAAUUCGGCCAAAGGCGAAAAAUCAAACUACUUUUUCCUACUCAGAACUCGAUACUGAAUAUUAAACGGAUCCCUACUAUUUUUAUUACAUCUGUAUAUAUUCACUUCUUUUUUGCACUGAUAUUAGAUAAUAUUUGUCUUUGGCGGAUACUACAUUGUCGUGUUUUGUUUUGUAGCUCUUCCAGCUUUAAUCGAUUUCACAUUAGUUAGUUAUAUUAGGAUAAAUAUAAAAAUAUAAGGUACCUAAGUAAGUACCUACAACAGUCUUAUUACAAAUGUCACAAUGUCUUUGAUAUAACAGAUAGCAAUGAUAAUUUGGAUUUGAAAAUUAAAAGAUAAUUGCUAUUUUAACAAAAAAAGUAACUAAAUAAAUACAUAGAAGUAAGGAAAAGUGCCUAGUGGGCAAUCGAAUUUUCCAAUAUUUUUAAAUUUCACCUCGUUGGUUAUUGUUGUCUCUUUUUAUAAAAAUUAUAGAGGAAUUUAUUUAUCCUAGGAAUGCAAUAUGCAUUGAUUAUGAAGUGUUAAAUAUUUUCUUAAAGUUAAAUAUAUGCACUAGGCAUUUUUUUAUCUCAUUCGAAAUAUUACGUGUUAUUAAUUGUUUUCAAUUUAAGGUCAAUGCGGCCAAUUCUGUCAUAGGGCCAAUUCCGUACGUUUCUGGAGCGUAUAUUUUUAUUUUCAACCCAUAGGAAAAACCCCAUCUGCUUUUGAUUGCUGAAACUAUAAGAAAUCGCUGCUUUGUCGAUGAAAUUAUCAAUUGUGUAGUUGUUUAAAAAACCGGUCGUGUACGGAAUUGGCCCUAUGACGGAUUUGCCCACAUUUAUGUAAAUUUAUUAAGAUAAAAAUCGGUGUGUGAUAAACAUAGGUCUAAAACUUUUAAAAUGUAUAUGACAUUAGCAAAGAAUUUAACAUAUCUUUAUAAAUGCAUAUUUGAAAGUCUGAACCUGAACUGCGAAUGAAUAAAUGUGAUACACAAUUAAACAUACCUACAGUGUAUGUCUUUAUUAGUAUUAAUUUACAGGCCCAUUAUGAUUUUAAUAACAGGUUAUAUUAGAUCGGGAUAAGACAUUUCUUCAACUAAAAACGUCACUUUUGACACUGAUAUCUAUCAGUUCCAUAUCUAAUCUAGAUAUAAUUCAUACCUAACAAUAAGAUAAGUGACAACGCUGGACUAACUGCUGUUGGACGAAAUACGUGUUGACGUAAUACGCGUUGGACGAAAUGCUGUUGGACGAAAUACGUGUUGACGUAAUACGCGUUGGAAGAAAUGGUGUUGGACGAAAUACGUGUUGACGUAAUACGCGUUGGACGAACUGCUGUUGGACGAAAUACGUGUCGACGUAAUACGCGUUGGACGAAAUGCUGUUGGACGAAAUGCAUGUUUGACCAAAUACGUGUUGGACGAAAUGCGAAUUGAAAUAUCAUUUGGACAAACUGCGUAUUGGACGCACAGCUAAAAAUCAUUCAUAACCUGUUAUUAAAA